AUGGCGCUGCUGCUGCUGCUCCUGGCGACCGCCGCCCCGCACGCCCUGGCCAAGGCCGUGCCGCUCAGCAGCAGUGUGAUGAUCUUCAGCAACGAAGACUUUGACACCCGCUGCCCCCAGCUUCUGCAGGCUGCAGCCACUCAUGGCAGCAACUCGGUCAACAUCGUGCCCACGUUCUAUUGGAUUGACGACCGCUUCCGGGAGCUGCCUCGGACGUGCAACCCUGACGGCUGGGCCGCCAGCAGCAAAGUGGACUCCUACUGCUACUAUCAGGCGGGCAAAGAGGGCUGCCAGCCUUGGACCAAGAAGGCAGUCGCCGAGGCCACGCGCGGCUUUGCGUCCUGCCUGACCCUGGCCUUUGACCUGUUUGACGAGGUCCUGAUCUCGCCCCACCUGGAUGAUGGCACGCGGACCAGCCACUGGCGCAACAUGCUGAUCUUUGACCCCCUGUCUCCUGACGUGAACGGCUUCAGCUACUAUGACAUCAUGAUCCGCCCCAUCACCAGGGCCGCCACGUCAGCGUUGUCGCAGAAACGGGCGGGGCACAAGGCGAAGACCUUCUGGUUCGCCAUGCAGGGCGAGAUGGGCGGCACCGUGUUCCACCACCCCCAGAGCUACAUCACCAUCGCUAGCAUGAUCCGCGCUGACCUCAAGCGCGUCUCCGCGACUGUCCUCGUCGGCGUGCUGCUCAACCACGCCUACCUGCCGGGCGUCGUGAACCGCGGCCCCGACGCGCCACCGUUCCCGCUGCCGGGCACGCCGCUCGCGCCGCUGUCGGGCGGGUGGGGGCCGCUGCUGCCGUUUGACGAGUGGCCGGGAUCGGCGCGGAUCGCAGCUGGACUGCCGGCGGCGCGGGUGCUGCUGCGCAGCGUUGUUGACUUCAUGGGCAUCUCCAACUACAACCGCGCCCCGGCUGACGUCACCGUCGACGACAUGGAGAACGCGGUGGCAAAGUACGACGCUGAGCUGGCGGCCAUGGGCAUCAACUUCCUGGAUGUUUUGAAGUCGGGCAAAAAGUUCAUCUACAACGAGGUGGCUAUCGGCGGCGGCGUCAGCGAGUGCGGCAACGUCAGCGCAACCGAGCCGUGGCAGGUGGGGCGGUACCCCUGGAUGGGCAUAUUCAGCGGGUACAAAAAGGCGCUGGACCCCUUCAAGACGUUCAUGCCGUCGGACGCAGACGUGCCUGCCCGCAGCUACAUGCGCAGCUGGUACUCGUCACUACUGAAGGUGCUUGCCCAGGGCGGAGUCAAGUACCCAGUGUCGGGUUCCUACAUAUGGAACUGCGCCUCAUGGGACGUGCAGGGCAUCUUUACGCGCAGCGGCGAGGGCAGCUACGCGGACCCGCUCACCGUCGACCGCAUCCAGAAGCACAACGCCGCCGCCGCCGCCGAGGCCAAGCGCGGCGCGUGA
This is a messenger RNA of Monoraphidium neglectum, 1410 nucleotides long. RefSeq lists its product as hypothetical. The coding region runs from base 1 to 1410 and encodes 469 amino acids. The transcript has 9 exons. The record is from RefSeq and is a predicted model, not a curated record. Lineage: Eukaryota; Viridiplantae; Chlorophyta; Chlorophyceae; Sphaeropleales; Selenastraceae.